This is a messenger RNA of Sinocyclocheilus grahami, 291 nucleotides long. RefSeq names its product mitochondrial import receptor subunit TOM34-like. Gene Ontology annotation, molecular function: heat shock protein binding. Gene Ontology annotation, cellular component: mitochondrion; cytosol. The annotation marks the transcript as partial. NCBI's taxonomy places the organism in Eukaryota, Metazoa, Chordata, Actinopteri, Cypriniformes, Cyprinidae. The transcript is spliced from 3 exons. The record is from RefSeq and is a predicted model, not a curated record.
CCAGGACCUGAAGCUGCUAAAAAAGCCAAGGCUCUAAAGGAAGAAGGCAAUGCGUUUGUGAAGAAAGGCGAACACAAGAAAGCCGUGGAGAAGUACACGCAGUCACUCGGUCAGGACCCCAAAGAAGUCACAACCUACACAAAUCGGGCUCUCUGCUACCUGUCAUUAAAGAUGUAUAAAGAAGCUAUUAGCGACUGUGAUGAGGGUCUUCGAUUGGACUCUGCCAACAUUAAGGCUUUUUACCGACGUGCCCAGGCAAACAAGGAACUCAAGAAUGCCACAGAUGAUUGA